UCCUAGCUGGGGCGCCGGGGGAGGAGGACGCACUUCUCCGUCGGUCGCGGGAGUAUCACGCUCGCCGCCCCAGUGUUGCCUCUAGUCAAAACUCAGGUGUCGGGACCAGCUGCAGGUGGCAACCACGUCUCCUGUCCUGCUCCCAGAGCCCGCUUGUCCCCCGUAGCCCGCACUGAGGGUAAGGGACAGCCUGUUUGGCCAGCCACCCAGCCAGCCAGCCGGGCCUCAAGGUCGGCUGAUAGACUGUACGAGAUUGGCGGCAGAGCAUGAGUGGGAGUGUAGCGGCGGAGAGGAGUGUGCGGGAGGAGGCGCUACGCUCGUGGAGGAACACAUAAAGUGACUGCCAUGCUCGCAAGGACCGUGAUGAGUUGAGUGCCCAGUGUAGGGAGUCGGUGUUGUGUAGGUGUAGCCGAACGCACCGACCCGGGCCCAUGGUGAAGAUGGGCCUCAAGCAGCCCGACCGCACGGAGAAGUGGUCUCAUCCACCUAAGAAGAAAUGGAUCUACAACUACCUCGCGGACGAUGAGGGAGGAGAGGAAGGAGGGGAGGACGAGGGGGUGAAACGGGAGGCUGUAGUGCAGCGGACGGCUGAUAACCUUCCCAGGGCCGCGCCAACGACCAUCCCCCAUCACCACCCUCACAACAACCAUCACCACAACAACCACCACCACCACCACCAUCAUCAUCACCACCAUCACCAUAACAGUAAUCACCGGGGCGUGGGGCCGAAUUCCCCGCCGCCUGCGCCCCGCACUGCCCCUACCAGCCCCGCCCACGCUCGCGACGAGCCACCUCAACAACGACGGGUACCAGCGCUGUCCACGCCCACGCUAGGCGUAAGGGGCACUCCCAGUGGACAGACGCAGGGUGGGGGACAGCACCACACCUCUCCGCGGACUUCGCUGUCUUAUCCCGGGUCGCCGGCAGCAUCCCCGUCCCCGCUAGGACUGCUCAGCGUCUUCCGGCAGGAGUCCUCGUCGCCGCCCUCCAGCUCCAGUAGCACAGGCGACACCUCCAGCCUGCCCCCUCGUUUGGGGCCCGACGCUACUCAUCAUCAGCAGCAGCACCAGCCUGGGCCACACCUUAACAAUGGCCUGACAAAGUCGCUUACUUUAUCCCCCGCCCAUCACAGCACCUUCUCUCACCAUGGGCUGUACUCUCCUGAUGACCCAUCCUUUAAGGAUGAUAAGAAGCGUUCAGGAAGUACUCCAUCACGGGAGGUGCACAAUAAACUGGAGAAGAAUCGCCGUGCGCACCUGAAGGAAUGCUUUGAAACCUUAAGGCGGCAGCUGCCCUCCAUGGAUGACAAGAAGAUAUCCAACCAGACCAUCCUCAAGGCCGCCCACAAACACAUCCAAAGCUUGAAGAGGAAGGAGCGAGAGUAUGAACAUGAAAUGGAGCGUCUUGCCCGGGAGAAGAUUGCCCACCAGCAGAAGCUUUCAGCACUCAAAAAGGAACUGUCAGCCCGUUGGGACCAUAUUGACUUUAAUGCUCUGUUACCAGACAUGGCUUCCCUUGAUCAGCACCGUGACAAGGAAACCAAGUCUACUACUACUGCCUCAGAGCAGCCUGAUCUAGAGGAUGAUGCUCGGGAUGCUGGUACUCAAGUAUCUCCUGCAUCACCUCGUCUACAUCCAGAACCUCCAGCCCGCCCACCACCAUCUGUACCAAGCACCACCCUGGCUGACAGUGGUCCUGGGAUGGCAGCCCCAAGGGACCAGCAUUUUACAGAUCCCAAUCAGCCACUGAAUUUAUCCACUAGCAUGGUGGAACCCUCCAGAGCACCUCAGAUGGUGUCUCAGCCAGGCCGAUCCCCCCACCAUGCCACAGAUUGGGGCACACAACAACCUUAUCAACAACCCACUUUCACUACUGCCACAGGUACAGGAGGGGAAGAGGCAUGGCAAGCAGUUGAGGUAAGCUCAGGACCAACCAGUGCCACCAGGGACACUGUUACUACAGUGGCUGGUGACCACCUGUCAAUCAUGGGUGGUACAGCUGGCAUUCACCUGCCAGCACAUUUGGUGGCUGGUGGUGUGCAGCUCAAUGGUGCCCCAGGGGGUCUCUUAGGCCAACCAGCAAUACAAGUUAUCACUCCUGAAGGGUACAAGCUGCUACCUGCUGAUCAUGCUCCUAAUGGCGCCAAGCCUCUCACGAUUACCCUUGCCCAUCCAGCCACCACUGAAGGGCUGGAUCGUGGAGACAACCCUGAAGAGGCCAAGACUGGAGCUGCAACUGCUGCUCCCAUGAUGGUUGCCUUCAAGAAUGGUGUACAGGCUCUCCACUUGGCCAUGCCUACCACCCCACGAACCCUCCCUCAUACACAAGGUACCAAUGGCACCAUAACUACAGUGCCACUCAACCUAAGUGUGGGGGGAGCGGCAGCAGCCGUCAAGGUGACACAAGCUGCUACGUCCUCCCUCCUGCCCUCCUACCUCCCAAUAACUCACGCCAAUGGCAUCACCCAGCUGGUGUCAGGUCUAGGCAACAGCAUGGGAACGCUGGUUUCCGGCAUUGGGCCUCCCAUUGUAACCCCACUGGUGGUGUCUCAGCCACAGCGGGUGGGAGUGCCAGGCACCGUCACCACCGUUGGAAGCAAGGGCCUGAAGGCGGCAUCUGUUAGUGGAAAUGCCACCAGCGUCCCACUGGUCUCCACCCAGUACACCACUUCACUGGGGAGUGGGCUUGGGGGCUUGGUCAAGCCUGUGGUGGUGGUAUCGGCCCCAACAGGCAUCGUGACAGGGGCCCAUGCGGUGGCCUCAGGCAAGCCGUGAUGGGCAUUGCCUGCAGACAAUCCCAGGAGAGUACAAGCCAUACCUCAGCUGUGGGCUGCACCUGAGCCUCUUGUGGCUCUUCAUUAUUGCCCACUCUCACCACCACUCAUAUUCUUCAUCAUCAUACUUGUUAUCAUGAGAAAGCUAGUACAUAUUUUCAUGUUUAUUUUUAUGUGAGAUCAACCUCUGCCCUUGUGGUAAGAGCGUCUCUAUGUACAUUUCAUUGCCGGUGACGUUGGAGAUAUAAGGAUACGUAGUUAUUCUUAAUUUUUAAAGAAUUUUAUUAGGUAAAUUAUUUUAUAAGGUGGCCAGCAUGGACUCUAGGCUGCUUCAGGAAUUGUGUUGUAGUGAAGGUGGUGGCAGCUGACACACGGCUGCCGCCACCAGACUGUGAUAGUGGUUCACUGGCGUCCUCGUUGUGGCAGGGCCGCCCGGGGGACUCUAUGAUGCUGGUGGAUGCACACUGCUCAACAUGGUGCCGGCCGCUGUGCUCACCUGUGUACAUAGCAUCAUCCACCUGAUUGUUGGUGUUAUUGUUAUCUGAACUUGUUGUAAAUGUAUUAUCUGGAGUAUGUAUUUGUGAACGUAUGCAUUUUUUUCUUUGAUCAAAUGAUCCUUUUAAAGGUGACUAAGUGUUAUACUGUGGCUCCCAUUGAAACUCUUCAUACCAAGUAUGCAAGACUCAACUAUCGCUGACAGUGAUAAGUCUCCGCUCAGGGUGACGCAGCCCCAAGCUGCCUGCCCCACCAAAUGCUCCAAAUGUACAAAUUUCAUUAAUAGUUGCUUAUUGGCUGCAGUACAUUAUACAGUAUUGGCCAAAGGUCUGAGCUCUUUCCAAUUGUAUCACUCUUCAACUUGGCUCAAGGUGUAUUUACCAGAGUAAGGCUACAGAAAUACCAGUUAUGUAUUAUAUAUGUGGCAGCUGAAUAGCACUAGGCCAACUAUGAAAACUGUAGCAGAUUACCUCAGUUUCUCUAAACCACUACAUAAUAAGGGUUUCUAAGAUGGUAGAAUUUAAUUCAAAUGUUACAGCACACCAAGUUUUUUAGGGUAAUCAGUUGUAUGAUUGUGACUAUGGUCCUCAUAGUAACCACUUUAUCAGACUGAUUAUGUUGGAAGUUGGAAGUCCCAAGCAUCAGUUAGAUAGGGUGAGUGGUCCAUGAGGACAGCAGCCAUGAUCAGAUAAUUGGUUACCAGUAUUGUUGGAUCUUAAAUAUACAUGGAAGUUACUUAACAUGAAAGAGGAAGGAAAGAUACAGGUGCUCAUCACAAAUGAUUAAGUGGUGCCCAGUGACUAUCCCGAAUAUGAAUAUUUAGAUUUAAAAGCUAUACCUGCUGUUUAUCUCAUUAUUUUCUAUCAUCUGAGACACUCCCUUUGAAUUUCUAGUCUACUUAAUAAAUAAAGAAUAAUAUACAGUAAUACUAAUAAAAUUAAUCAUUUGUCAAGCCCUCACAUAAAAAAAAAAAAAAAAAAAAAAAAGUUAAACUGAGUUGAUCUGCCAAGACCAUUCAACUGCUACAUAGAUGUCAUGUCUCUUGCUUUGCUUUUCACACAUCCUUCAGCCAAGGGUAGAGCAAAUAAAUGGAAAGUCCUCAAGCUUUUCUGUCAAUAGUAUAAUAUGAGUUCAAGCAUGUCACUCUGGGCGGCAGUUCUAUGCCAGAUCUCAGGGUUGACAGGAGUCCAUGGGGACCCUGAUCACCUCAGUGCAAACAAGCCAUACCCAAACCCCUUUAAUUGAUAGUAAAAUGUUUCAAAUGUC
Molecule: messenger RNA, 4534 nt
Organism: Portunus trituberculatus (swimming crab)
Lineage: Eukaryota; Metazoa; Arthropoda; Malacostraca; Decapoda; Portunidae
Product: max-binding protein MNT-like
Exons: 7
Coding region: 432-2774 (780 amino acids)
Biological process (GO): regulation of transcription by RNA polymerase II
Molecular function (GO): DNA-binding transcription factor activity, RNA polymerase II-specific; protein dimerization activity; RNA polymerase II cis-regulatory region sequence-specific DNA binding
Source: RefSeq, a predicted model, not a curated record